GGUGAAUUUAGCCAUGGGAAGAAACUUUGAUCUCAAGCUAAAUCGAAGACCCGAAAAAAAAGGGUUUCCAGGAGGCAUCUCUGCAAUUCUCACGGACACAGCAAUGAUGGCAACUGCCCACUAACGGUUUCCGUGAAUUUUUUUUGUAUACUUUGGAUGGAUGGUAGGUACCUGUCACGUUUGCAAACGUAAGGGCUGAUCAACUUUAUUUCCGCCACUACCUAAGACAGAUUUGUCGCAACCUGAUAUGCUUAAUAUCUCAAGUGGGCCAUAGAAAAAAAAUUGUUGUAUAAGAUCAUGCUUGUAAGAUUGGAAUGCAAGUAUAGCUGCCUGCUGCUUGCUUCCAUCCCUCUGCAAUAACAAAGCCUUGGAAGAGUUGAAACAAAACAUGGGGAGCUUGGAGUGUGAAAGAUCUGUUACAGGAUAUGCAGCCAGAGACUCUUCUGGUCACUUAUCUCCAUAUAACUAUACUCUUAGGACUCCAGGUCCCCAGGAUGUUGUGCUCGAUGUCAUUUACUGUGGCAUAUGUCACACUGACUUGCAUCAGAUCAGGAAUGACAUGGGAAUGUCUAAUUACCCCAUGGUCCCAGGGCAUGAAGUUGUAGGGGUUGUGACUGAAAUUGGCAAAGAAGUAGACAACUUCAAGAUAGGAGAGCAUGUGGGUGUUGGUUGCAUUGUUGGGUCAUGCAAAAGCUGCAAAGCAUGUAGUGGAAAAGUGGAGCAAUAUUGCAAUAAGAGGAUUUGGACUUACAAUGAUGUCUACCCUGAUGGCAAGCCAACACAAGGAGGAUUUGCUAGCACCAUGGUUGUUGAUCAGAUGUUUGUAGUUCACAUUCCUGGAAAUUUGUCCCUCGAACAAGCAGCACCCCUGUUAUGUGCUGGGGUUACAGUGUACAGUCCAUUGAAGCAUUAUGGAUAUGCAGAGGCAGGCAAGAGAUGUGGAAUAUUGGGCUUGGGGGGCGUAGGGCACGUAGGUGUGAAGAUUGCCAAGGCAUUUGGGCAUCAUGUGACUGUUAUAAGCUCUUCUAAUAGGAAGAGGGAAGAGGCACUCGAUGUCCUUGGUGCAGAUGAAUACCUUGUUAGCAGUGAUGCUACCCAAAUGCAGAAAGCAGCAGAGAGCUUGGACUUCAUACUAGAUACUGUUCCAGCCAACCAUCCACUGGAGCCAUACCUUUCUCUAUUAAAGAUCAAUGGAAAACUUAUAAUGCUUGGUGUUGUUCCAGAGCCAUUGCACUUUGUUUCUCCUCUUCUAAUACUUGGGAGGAGGAGCAUAGCAGGGAGUUUCAUUGGUAGCAUGGAGGAAACCCAGGAAGCUCUAAAUUUCUGUGCAGAGAAGAAUGUGUCAUGCCAAAUUGAGAUUGUGGGUAUGGAGAACUUGAAUGAAGCAAUGGAAAGAUUACAUAAGAAUGAUGUCCGUUACAGAUUUGUGGUUGAUGUGGCUGCUAGCAAUCUGGAUAAGUAGCAUAUUUAGUUUAGUCAGCACUCAUGUCUAUCCAGAUCUGUGCAAAAACUUCUUCCAAAAGAUUUUUCUAUAUGUUCUCUAUCUGUGGCAAGGCAGGACUGUAUUAAAUAUUUGUUGUCUGCACAUUAUUUUGUUUUUGGACCGUUUCUGCAUAAGGAGUUUUCCUUGUGAGGUUUCUCAUUUUAUUGUCUGGAUUUUCAUAUAUGCUCUUAUAAAAUGAGAAACCUAUCUAUAACUGGUUUCUUUAUAGUCUAAUAAGGUCUCUACAGACAACGCAUCCUUUUGAUUAGUUCAUAAUGUUUUUAUAUGAUAAAGAAAAUUGCUUUUAACCUGUA
This is a messenger RNA of Cryptomeria japonica (Japanese cedar), 1797 nucleotides long. Its product is annotated as probable cinnamyl alcohol dehydrogenase 7/8. The transcript has 6 exons. The record is from RefSeq and is a predicted model, not a curated record. Gene Ontology annotation, molecular function: cinnamyl-alcohol dehydrogenase activity; zinc ion binding. Gene Ontology annotation, biological process: lignin biosynthetic process. Bases 389 to 1462 code for a protein of 357 amino acids. NCBI's taxonomy places the organism in Eukaryota, Viridiplantae, Streptophyta, Pinopsida, Cupressales, Cupressaceae.